This is a messenger RNA of Lachancea fermentati, 2160 nucleotides long. The record is from the annotation of a GenBank genome assembly. Lineage: Eukaryota; Fungi; Ascomycota; Saccharomycetes; Saccharomycetales; Saccharomycetaceae.
AUGCAGCUGCCACCCGAGAUCGUAUAUGAGAUCCUUUCUUACCAGUUCCGAGAUAUCAUGUCUAAUGAUUUCCCUAGCAGUCCAGAAAAGUUCUAUUCAAAUUUGAAUAUCUUUCUUCGGAGCAAUCUUACGGUGAACAAAACUUUCUACCAUGUUUGUAGAGUGCUAUGUUAUCGUUAUCUGAAUUUUACAACCGCUAGAGGGUUUCACAGACUACUAGGGACAUUAAAGGCCAAUCCUCAGCUUGUUAAGUUGGUCCAGGUCGCAGAUUUCGAAGAGCUGACCUCCAUUGGUUUGGGCAGAACCGGAGAAAUGAACAAGAGCAUCAAGAACCUCACGAACGAAACUCUAUGGGAGUUCUUAAUGCUGAGUGGGAACUACUUGCGGGAGUUUCUGGCGAGCGAGCAUAUUCAGGGUGACCUCGAUGAGCGGAUAAUAUAUUUCCUUUUGAAACCCGGCACACCUCUGAGCGUAGUGGACUUCUGUGGGUGUUCCCACGAUGAUUUCACCAAGAAAUUCACGUCUGCAGUGGACAAGCUGUAUGCCGGAAGCGAAGUAAGGGAUUUUAAUUAUCAAAUAACGAGUCUCGGUUUAAAUGAUUGUACGGCUAUAUCAUCCAGGACGCUUGGAAGAUUGCUCACAACACUCCCAGAGCUCCAGAAGCUCGAUCUUGCACAUACCUCACUCAAUGAUGAUGUCAUCAUUCACAGCAUACCACAUUUAAAGAACUUAACCCAUUUAUCGUUAGCCAUGUGCUCUCAGCUAACACCCCGCGGCAUAAUGGAGUUUUUCAGUUAUCAUCCCGCUGUAACUGAUGAAAACAAUUGCUCCACACUACUUUGGCUAAACUUACAGGUCAACGCUCAUACAUCAUCCUGGAAUGAUGUCCAAACAUUAUUUCUCCUCAAGAAGCUCUGCCGGUAUGGCCAUAAUAAAACGCUUCAAUAUUUAAAUAUAGGCGGUAUGCCUUUGCAUCAAUCGGACGACUCAACAGUCCUCAAAACAAACUAUUACUGGAAAUGCAAUGACACCUUGCAAUUCAUCAAGCUAAAUUUCCCCAAACUGAAAAGCCUAAGCAUCAAGGACAAUAAUAUCCCCAUUCCCAAGUUAUCACAAUUCCUCGAUUCCAAUCUCGAUACACCGGAUGAACACAUUCCUGAACAGCAAUUAAAAUACUUAAAUAUCGCCAACAACUCAUACGUGAACAAAUGGACUAUACAGGAUCCUACAAUCUUUGCUACUUCCAAGAGUUUAUGUGCUGUUGAGCUAUCUUUUGAUCCAUGGCAGCAGAUCGAAGCAUCGAAUCCAAGGCAUGAGAUCAUCUGCCGCACCAACAGCAGCAAAUCGAUCAUUCAAGAUUUCGCAAAUACUGAAGCAAUAAAGUGGAAAUGUUACAUUGGAUCCGCUUAUGGAAGGCGUUACUGGAUUUACAAGGUUGAUGAUACUCUGAACAGAGGAGACCUAGAUGCUAGGGGAAAUAUAACAAGAUAUGACUCCAUGGGGCACAAGAUGAUCGACAUUGUGAAGCACCCUGACUUUUUGAAAUUUGCUCAAAAUAAAAUAAUGCUAGGCUGCGGAAUUGUUAGUCAAAGUAGUGUAAGAAGAAAACUUUCAUACAGAGACUUCAAGCCCCAGAUUUCUAAAUUCUUUGAUAGAAAUGGUGGGAUCACUAUGGGAACCCGAAGCCCGCCUAUUACUGUGCCUAGCAGGCCGCCCGGUGGCUGGCGAAUCAUGGAAAAUGAUGAGUCAGGAGAUUCAUACGAUACGGAGCAUGAAGAUAUGGAAGAAACUCCUGAGGUUGAUAGCCAUACUCCCAGUUCAAAUCCAACGAGAAUGGGGUUGUACUGGGAUCGCUCCAUCUCUGACCUUCAGCAUAUUCCAUUUCAGGAAACGGAUGCCGAUUACAUGAACGGUGACGAGCUGCAGCGGCGUAGGUCACAACUGAGCUUACUCGGCUCGCAGAAAAGCGCUGCGCGACUCAAAUUACAUUUUAAACACAACCGACUCGAGAACUCGACAUCCUCAGAGACUUUCAUUUACGAUCCUAAUGACUCAACGAUGUCUGAAUUAUAUCGAAAGCAUCUCCAAGUUGUAGACGAAUACGCUGUAUUUGGUUGCAUCGAGCGUGGCAUGUAUAGAUAUUAUAGCUUAAAAGCCUAG